This is a messenger RNA of Diospyros lotus (date-plum), 1921 nucleotides long. Its product is annotated as FRIGIDA-like protein 4a. Bases 123 to 1676 code for a protein of 517 amino acids. The record is from RefSeq and is a predicted model, not a curated record. Lineage: Eukaryota; Viridiplantae; Streptophyta; Magnoliopsida; Ericales; Ebenaceae. The transcript is spliced from 3 exons.
CACCAAACUCCCCCUCACUUCUUCUUCUUCUUCUUCUUCUUCCUUCCCCUUCAAUUUCUAGGGUUUUCCCCUGCACCCCUUUUACUCAAGGCCGCGCCGAGUCACAGGCUCCUGCUGUAACAAUGGGCUCACUCACCGAUCCCGGCGGCGGGUUGACUCAGUCGACGCCGCCGAGUUUCGACAAGUUCCAGCGGCAAGCCUCGCUGAUGACGAGCUGCACGCUUCUCUGGAAAGAGCUCUCCGAUCACUUCUCCUCACUCGAACAGAAUCUUCAGAAGAAGUCCAAGGCUUUGAAAGACAAGAUCACGACUCUGGACACUCACACCAAGGAGUCUCUCCAAGUCCUCCAGAACCGUGAGUGCACCAUCGACGACGCCGUUUCGAUUGCCCUGGACAAGGUCUACCAGAGUAAGGAGGCCGCUCUUCUGGCUGUGGUAACUAUCAAAGACAGCGUCUCCGGCGAAGUUGAUGAUGGUGAGGGUUUACUGUUGAAGCUGCGCUCCUACUGUACGAGAAUGGACGCCGAGGGGUUCUGGCGGUUCGUGUCGGCGCAGAAGAAGGAACUGGACUCGAUGAGGACUCAAAUGCCUGUUGCGCUCGGAGACUCUGUCGAUCCGGCGAAAUUUGUCUUGGAGGCAAUUUCCGAGGUGUUUCCGGUGGACAAUAGGGCGGAUAAGAGCGAUAGAGCGAACGAUUUGGGCUGGGCGUGCGUUCUGAUGCUCGAGUCGCUGAUUCCGGCGGUGGUCGACCCGAUUUUGGGAAACUCACGGCUUCUGGUGACACCGAGCGUGAAGGAGCGAGCGAAGGAGAUAGCGGAGACUUGGAAGGCGAGCCUGGACGAGCGCGGCGGCAUAGAGAACGUGAAGACUCCGGACGUGCACACGUUUUUGCAGCACUUGGUGACUUUCGGGAUUGUCAAGAAGGAAGACAUUGAUUUAUAUAGGAAGCUUGUGGUUGGCUCUGCUUGGAGGAAGCAAAUGCCCAAGCUUGCAGUCUCGUUGGGAUUGGGUGAUAAAAUGCCGGAUCUGAUUGAAGAAUUAAUCAGCAGGGGGCAGCAGGUUGAUGCAAUCCAUUUUACUUUCGAAGUUGGCCUUCAGGACAAGUUUCCCCCUGUCCCACUGCUGAAGGCUUUCCUCAAGGAUGCAAAAAAAGCUGCAACUUCUAUUUUGGUGGAUCCUAAAAAUUCUGGCCGUGCUGCGCACCUUGCUGCACGCAAGGAGCAGUCAGCCCUUCGGGCUGUCAUAAAGUGCAUUGAAGAGUACAAACUCGAGGCUGAAUUCCCUCCAGAAAAUCUCAAGAAGCGCCUGGAACAACUAGAGAAGACCAAGAGCGAGAAGAAGAAGGCAGCUGCUGUCCCAGCCAACAAAAGAACGCGGGUAAACAAUGGUGGCCCGAUGCCGCCUGCAAAGGCUGGCCGCUCAACAAAUGCUUAUGUGUCAUCUUUCCCGGCUCCUGCAUUUGUCCGGUCCCCGUCACACACUCAAUAUGCCACUGGGAUUCCACAGUAUCCUGCAUCCCCAGUCAUAUACAGCAGCCGGAGUCCUCCUUAUGCAUACUCACCUGAAGCAGCCUCUCCGCCACUGGCCGGGUCUUAUCCAGUGGCUCCAAUCAACUAUUCUCCCUAUGGUGGUUAUGGCAAUGGCGUUGCACCAGCUUAUCAGCAGGCUUACUACUGAUAGAAGUGACCGUUCUCUGAAGAUGGCGACUUUCUGAUAUUAUGUUGACCCUACUCUCAGAUGUUGUCUAAAUGGUUUGUAAUCACUAACCUUUUAAUGGUAGCGAUAAGUGUGUCUUGUAAUCCUUAAUCCCGACCUUCUAUCCUGCUUCUCGACACGUGGAGGACAGGCUCUCUCUCUAAUGUUGGUUAAACUUUGUAAUAUUAGAUGAUUGUGAAAUAUAGUUGAGGCAGCUUCUUACUAAA